Fraxinus pennsylvanica is the source of this 2109-nucleotide messenger RNA. The record is from the annotation of a GenBank genome assembly. NCBI's taxonomy places the organism in Eukaryota, Viridiplantae, Streptophyta, Magnoliopsida, Lamiales, Oleaceae.
AUGGCCGUCAUUGCUCCACCGGCUGAUCAAGCUGCAGAUUUGCUGCAGAAGUUGCCUCUUGGCACUCAGACGAAGACUAUUGAAAUUCCAGAGCAUACCAAAAAGUCUUCUAAAGAUUCUGUUACUAGCAUUCGGAGUCAGUUAAAUGAACGGUCAGUGACGCCUACGAUGCCAGAUAUUAUGGAUCCGACUAUGUCUUAUAUCCCAAAUGGUUACCCUUCAACUGCAUAUUUUUAUGGGGGCUACAAUGGGAGCGGUACUGAAUGGGAGGACUACACUAGAUACAUGAAUCUGGAUGGAGUAGAGAUGACUCCGGGAGUUUAUGGGGACAAUGGAUCACUUGUAUAUCACCACGGCUAUGGUUAUGCGCCUUAUGGACCAUAUUCGCCUGCUACUUCGCCUGUUCCAACUCUGGGCCACAAUGGUCAGCUUUAUGGAGCUCAACAAUACCAUUACCCUACUCCGUACUUCCAGUCUAUGACACCAACAAUUAGUCACCCUACUACAGCUGCCACUGUCAAAGGUGAGAUAUCAACCUCUGCAGCUGCUGAUCAAGUGCCUUUGUCAGUGGAUUCUGCUAAUGCAAAAUCUAAUGACAUUGCAAAUAGCGGCAGUGUAAAGGGAAAUAAUGGUUCAGCAACUUCAAGAGCAGCGUACCAAAAUUCAUUGUUUAAUGCCAGUGACUCUUAUGCAAGGGGUGCCUUGUCUGGAGGGAUUCCUGCUUCUGGUUAUCAGGACCCAAGAUUUGGAUUUGAUGGUUUUCAGUCUCCUGUUCCAUGGUUAGAUUGCCCAUUUUUUCCAGAUGGACAGCCAAGGGCAGUGACUACUUCAUCCAUUUCCAAUGUUAAUGGCAAUUCCUUCUCGAGGAAUCAGAAUCAUCGGCCUCACCUAAUGGGUUUGCCCCAUCCAAGGCCUAUAUCACGUAUGAAUACAGCUAAUGGUUAUGCAAAUAGAAUGUAUCCAAACAAAGUGUAUGGUCAGUAUGACAGUGCUUACAAAUCUGGUCUAGCCUACGGAUCUUAUGGAUAUGAUUCACGAACAUAUUAUUGUGGAUGGAUGGCUGCUGAUGGCAAGAAAAAACCCAGGGGAAGAGGAAAUGAGUUCUACAAUUACAGUAAUGAAAGUAUGGAUGGUUUAAAUGAAUUGAACAGGGGACCAAGAGGCAAAAGCUCCAAGAACCAGAAGGGUUUUACACCACUGGCUCUGGUCGUUAGAGGGCAAAACAUCCCGUUAAAUGGAGCAGCAGAUUGCGAGAAAGAGAUAAAUGCAACUCCAGAUCAUGAGCAAUACAACCGAACAGAUUUCCCUGAUAAUUAUGCUGAUGCAAAGUUUUAUAUAAUAAAGUCAUAUAGUGAGGACGAUGUCCACAAGAGCAUCAAAUAUAAUAUCUGGGCUAGCACACCUAAUGGUAAUAAGAAGCUGGACUUAGCAUACCAGGAUGCUCAGCAAAAGUCUGGAGGCUGUCCUGUUUUCCUUUUCUUCUCAGUGAACACUAGUGGGCAAUUUAUUGGUGUAGCGGAGAUGACUGGGCCUGUUGAUUUCGACAAGAGUGUUGAGUACUGGCAGCAGGACAAGUGGAUAGGUUGUUUCCCUGUCAAGUGGCACAUUGUGAAGGAUGUACCCAACAACUUGUUGAAGCACAUCAUCCUAGUAAACAAUGAGAACAAACCCGUAACUAAUAGUAGGGACACACAAGAGGUUAAACUGGAGCAGGGUCUCCAGAUGCUCAAACUAUUUAAAGAUCAUGCCAGCAAACAAAGCGUCCUGGAUGAUUUUGAUUUCUAUGAGGAUCGGCAGAAAAGAAUUCAGGAUAAGAAAGCCAAGCAACAUCAGUUUCUGAAGCAGGCACAGCAAUGGGAAGGAAAACUCAGCGAAGAGAAGAGCAAGGAAAACGGGGAAGGUAAAAAUGGGGAUCAUAAAUCUCAAAAGUCAUUAGAAGUUGCCUCGGAUUUGAUGAAGGAAGCUACACCAAAAGUUGUUUCUAAUGGGGAUAGGAGCCCCUCAAAAAAUGGAUAUUUAUCUAAGUCUGGACAGUUGCUGGAGUCUUUAAAACCUGUUACAGUUUCAGAGGAGAAGAUUGUAGCAAAUGGGGUUGCAAAUGGUUGCUAG